Messenger RNA from Haplochromis burtoni (Burton's mouthbrooder), 1576 nucleotides. RefSeq names its product polycystic kidney disease protein 1-like 2. The record is from RefSeq and is a predicted model, not a curated record. The transcript has 9 exons. NCBI's taxonomy places the organism in Eukaryota, Metazoa, Chordata, Actinopteri, Cichliformes, Cichlidae. The coding region runs from base 652 to 1410 and encodes 252 amino acids.
GGAGAAGACUGUUGCAAAGGCGACUGUGGAAAAGGGGGAGAAGACUGUUGCAAAGGCGACUGCGGAAAAGGCGACUGCGAAAAAGGGGGUGGAGACUGUUGCAAAGGCGACUGCGGAAAAGGCAACUGCGAAAAAGGGGGAGGAGACUGUUGCAAAGGCCACUGUGGAAAAGGGGGAGGGGGAGGACCUGAUUGCGGAACGGAUGGAGAUGGCUCCAGUGGCUUGUCAUGUAGCAUAUCUCCACAGAGUGGAACAAUCCUUGAUGCUUUUGAUAUAACUUGCAAUACUGAAAAUCCCUGCUCUAACUGUCAGUAUUGUUUCAGCACUCAGAGUAAGACUCUGCGAUGCAGUCAGAGCAAUGAAGUAAAAUUCAUCUUCCUUCCUCUCGGAGACAGCAAUUCUAACUACAAACUGAAUAUACUGGCAACUGCAACGGGUGAAGGCCAAACAGUACUCAGCACCACUAUAACUGCACAGGUUGUGGAUUCAACUUUGAGCUUAAGCUCAAUAGAGAACAUCUUGGAUCAGUUAAAGGCAGAAGGCCAGCUGUCACCAGAAGUCGCUGGACAACUCUUCAGUUCUGUGGCCAAUGAACUUAACGACCAAUCUGAUCCUGCAGGACAAGCAGAUAGGCAAAAGCUUCAACAGAAGAUGCUGGACAUAUUGAUUGCUAUAGUAAAUGAAAAUCUCAACAAAACUCUACAAGACGUUCAGGUGUUAGCCACAGCACUUGCUUCUCUCGUCAAGAAAGGGACUGAACUCAAUACAUCAGCACAGGAAAGGGCCGCAUCAUUGUUCGCAACCCUGAGUUCAUUUCUCCUCCGUAUGGAUCUAAACGCAACUGAAGUCUUUGCCACAGCCAACAUUAUUGUGGAGGGCAUAAGCAACAUGCUCGACUAUUGUCCCAGUAAAAUCACCUCAGAUGGCCUUCUUGGGGCCCUGUACAAUAUACAGAGUGCGAUGUUGGUCUUUAUGGAGCUCAAUGAGGACUCAAGCAUAAUUCGGAAAACGCACGUUAAAGUAUUUGUCAGAAGAGUUUUACCAGCAGUCUUGUACACAGGCUCCGUAAAUAUUACCAACUGUACCUGCAUCACAUUUUCUCUCCCACAACUACCCACUACCAUACUUCCUUCAGACAAACCAGUGGAUGUGCGAAUGCUGAACUUAGAUGUAAACCCAUUUUGUUGGAAGGUGGGAUGGGACAUCAGCAGAUUCAUAGGUUAUUUAUCCCUCACAACAAAAGAAGGGUCUGUUAUCCCUGUGGAAAACUUAAGUAAGGAUAUUCAGAUCGUGUUUCCACGGUUUGCUGGAGAACAAGUGAACACCACUAUUCUGGACUUGGGGAACUUCAGCACAACGGUUAUUGAUAUUCCUUCAGCGAAUUCUACCCUGGUUCUAAAGGUUCAGUGACUUGUUCUUUUAUGUCGACUCCUGAAAUUAGAAGAAGCAAACAUGCUUAGUGGACAGUGAUAUUAUGGUUACAUUACAUACAGAGGCUACAUUCUGUUCAGCGUGACUUUUGCUGUGACCAUGCUAACAUUGCUAACUGUUAGCAGAAAGUGUAGCUACAAGACGA